AUGAAGGGAGGGAUGGGAAACGGACUGGAGCUGAUGUUGGAUAUCCAACAAGAUGAAUACCUUCCAGUCUGGGGAGAAACAGGUGAAGAGGGGGGGAGGGGGGAGGGAGGGAGGGAGGGAGGGGAGGGAGGGAGGGAGGGAGGGAGGGAGGGAGGGAGGGGGAACGGACUGGAGCUGAUGUUGGAUAUACAACAGGAUGAAUACCUGCCAGUCUGGGGAGAAACAGGUGAAGAGGGGGGGAGGGGGGGGGGGGGAGGGAGGGAGGGAGGGAGGGAUGGGAAACGGACUGGAGCUGAUGUUGGAUAUCCAACAAGAUGAAUACCUUCCAGUCUGGGGAGAAACAGGUGAAGAGGGGGGGAGGGGGGGGGGGGGGAGGGAGGGAGGGAGGGAGGGAGGGAGGGAGGGAGGGAGGGGGAACGGACUGGAGCUGAUGUUGGAUAUACAACAGGAUGAAUACCUGCCAGUCUGGGGAGAGAAACAGGUGAAGAGGGGGGGAGGGGGGGGGGGAGGGAGGGAGGGAGGGAGGGAGGGGGAACGGACUGGAGCUGAUGUUGGAUAUACAACAGGAUGA
This is a messenger RNA of Coregonus sp. 'balchen', 571 nucleotides long. Lineage: Eukaryota; Metazoa; Chordata; Actinopteri; Salmoniformes; Salmonidae. The record is from the annotation of a GenBank genome assembly.